UAUUCAGUUUUUUUUUUUUUUUGUUCUCUCUCUCUCUCUGUGUCUCUCUCUCUCUCUCAGAGCUGCGAAAAUGGAAGGCGCGAAGAUGCUGGCCGUUGCAUUGAUGAUUGCGGUGCUCGUAGCGGUUUCGAACGUCGCCGGCGUGGCUGCCGCCGAUGCUCCGGCUCCCUCCCCUACCUCCGACGCGGCGGCGUUCGCGCCUGCUGUGCUGGCUCCUCUGGUUGCUAUGGUUUGGGCUUUUUUCUACUGAAGAAUUUUAUGUACACGUAAAUUCGUAUUCUGCCUGUUUAUUGUUGAUUAUAUAAUACCUAAUUUGUUGUUAAUCUAUUGUUUCUGAUUGUAUUAUUGCUUUUAUUAAUUUUGUGAUGCUGUUAUUUUUGGAGUAGAAUGUUAUGAUUAUCAUUACGUUGA
Andrographis paniculata is the source of this 411-nucleotide messenger RNA. RefSeq names its product arabinogalactan protein 12-like. NCBI's taxonomy places the organism in Eukaryota, Viridiplantae, Streptophyta, Magnoliopsida, Lamiales, Acanthaceae. The transcript has a single exon. The record is from RefSeq and is a predicted model, not a curated record. The coding region runs from base 71 to 250 and encodes 59 amino acids.